UUUUAUGUAAAGGAAUUGGUUUUAUCAAGCAGCGCAACCUCGUACUUAGUAUAGGACCUUUUGAAUUUGACUUUGAGUAUGUUGACCGUGAUUGUCUAUCUGCUUCUAAUAACACCUUUUGUAACGUCAUCCAUCCAUCAAGCAGAAGUGGUACAGACGCAAUCAGGUUUGAUACAAGGCAUAAUCCAGUCUUCCAGUUUAAAUGGAGUCAGUGUCCAAAAAUUUCUUAAUAUCCCGUAUGCCGAAGCUCCUAUUGGUGAACUAAGAUUUGAAAAACCUCGACCAAGAACACCCUGGAACGGGACCUUAAACAGCACUGAACAAAUAAUCGCGUGCAUUCAACCAAAUCAACUUGGUCUGACCAUCACAGAAGACUGUUUAGUCCUCAAUGUAUGGACGCCAUUUCCUCGUCCAAAAAAUGCGAGUGUUAUGGUUUGGAUACACGGUGGAGCAUUCCGUUUUGGGAACUCCGGCGAGACCCAAGGUCCAAAUAUGGUGGCUGUUGGUAAUGUCAUACUAGUCGCUAUCAAUUAUCGGCUCACAGCUCUAGGAUUUCUUUCAACUGGGGACGACAGGAUUAAAGGUAAUUUCGGUCUUUAUGACCAACGUUUGGCGAUCAAAUGGGUUAAAGAUAACAUCGCUAGUUUUGGCGGGAAUCCUAAUUCGAUCACAUUAUUUGGCGAAAGUGCGGGGGGUGUAAGCGUAUCGGCGCAUACCUUGUCUAAAGAAAGCUGGAAGUAUUUCGAUAAAGCAAUCUUGCAAAGCGGAAGCAUGCUUAUGCCGUGGGCUAUUACGACUGAUGCCCAGAUUAAAGAUGGGUUAAAAUGGUUCCUGGAGAAAGCCAAGUGUAAUAAUGAUGAUAAAAUACUCACGUGUCUUCGAAACGUGAGUGAAAGUAAAUGGAAGAAGAUUUUGGAUAGCGAUGGUUUCUAUGAGAUAUGGACCGGUCCUGUGAUUGAUAAAGAAUUCAUAUCCGAUCAUCCCCAAAAAUUAUGGGCGAAAGGGGAAGUUAAAAAUCAAAGUAUUAUCAUCGGAAUUACUAAGGAUGAGUGGUUUUAUAUGGAACAAAAGCUUUUGAAACAAUCGAAGAACAUUAGCAAAUAUUUAGAAUAUUUCGAGACAAAAUUGGAAGAACAUUUCAAAAAUUCGUCUAAGGCGGUGUACGACAAAGCGAGGGAACUUUACCAGCCGAAGUGUAUUCCUUCUCACCUGGAGGCUUUGAAGCCGAGCGUAGCAUUUGGAUCGGAUAGUUUGUUCAUCUGUGAUAGCAGACGCGAGGCUAAAAUGAGAGCCACACUGAUGAAAUCUAAAGAUGUGUAUGUUUUUCAGUACUCGCAUACGCCGUUGGUACAAUACAUACCUAACUGGUACCCUUAUGGGGUGUACGGAUUUUCAGCACAUGGUCUUGAUAUUGUGUCAGUAUUUGGUGCACCGAUUAAUAAUACGAAAUUCCGACCUGACGAUCAAACGCUAUCUAUGAGAAUGAUAUUGUACUGGACGAAUUUCGCUAAAACUGGAGAUCCAAACACUAGCACAAGAAAAUUGCCAUUCGUAGUAGACAACGUUGACAGCUUACCAGCAUGGCCUCGGUAUAACGAAGGGAAGGAAGAAUAUUUAGACAUGGAAAGCUUUUCUCAGAUGACCGUCCGAGCAAAAUUGCGCGAAAUGCAUUGUGAUUUUCUUAUGGAUCCGAAAGGAUUUCUUGAACCACAAAUAACAAAUGAUUCUAGAAAAUAUUCCCUUGCAGUUCCUGCCUUGUUUAUAAUUAUUCAAUUAACCCUGUUUUUUGCCUAA
This is a messenger RNA of Dendronephthya gigantea, 1794 nucleotides long. RefSeq names its product cholinesterase-like. The record is from RefSeq and is a predicted model, not a curated record. The coding region runs from base 79 to 1794 and encodes 571 amino acids. Lineage: Eukaryota; Metazoa; Cnidaria; Anthozoa; Malacalcyonacea; Nephtheidae. The transcript has 8 exons.